AUGGCGGCGGAGUAUUUAGACAUAGAUUUAAAUUUCCAACAUGAAGUUAUAGCAGAAAUGUUGAGGAGGGAGAGAAUGAUACGGGACAGAGCAAACCCUUUCGUUAUGUACGACGAUUUGGAUUUUUUGGAUAGAUUUCGCCUCAGUAAAGCUGGGGUGAUAGAACUGAUGAGAAUCGUUGGUAACCAUCUUGAUGAAGGAAGACGAGGUAUAGAUAUUCCACCCAUGAUGCAGCUUCUUGUUACUUUGCGAUAUUUUGCAACGGGGUCUUAUCUUAGACUAGUUGGGGAUAGUUUUGGAAUGCACAUCACAACAGUUAGCAACAUAGUAAAAAAAGUUUCAAGAAACAUCGCAAGCCAACGAGCCAUGUAUAUACACUAUCCAGAUGAAAGACAACGCUUAAACACACAACAACAGUUUUUCCGUUUGUGUCGUAUCCCAGGCAUUAUCGGAGCAAUAGACUGUACUCAUAUACCUAUUAUAAGUCCGGGUGGGCAGAACGCUGAGAUAUUCAGAAAUCGGAAAGGAUUCUUCUCUGUUAAUGUUCAAGGGGGACUGCUUUUGAUAUUGGCAUGCUGUAAGAAUUCUUCUGUGUCAGAAUUUUACCUUUAG
This is a messenger RNA of Mercenaria mercenaria, 612 nucleotides long. RefSeq names its product putative nuclease HARBI1. The transcript is spliced from 4 exons. NCBI's taxonomy places the organism in Eukaryota, Metazoa, Mollusca, Bivalvia, Venerida, Veneridae. The coding region runs from base 1 to 612 and encodes 203 amino acids. The record is from RefSeq and is a predicted model, not a curated record.